AUGGCGGUGGCUACGUCACCGGCCGCGGGCGGGAACGGAGAGGGUGUCCCGCUCCCUGCGGGCGUCGCCGCAACCGCCGCCAAUGGGAGGCAGGAGGGGGACAUGGCGGAGGGUGUCUUGGUGGUCGGCUCGAUGGCCCCACGCGCGGAGGGAGUCCCGGUGAUCGACUUGACGGCGGUCGCAGAGGAGGAGGAGGAGGAGAAGAAGAAGAAGAAGAAGAAAGAUCACAGUACGGACUACGAACAGAGGCAGUCCCGGAUCGACUUGACGGCGCUGGCAGAGGAGGUAGGCGACGAUGAGAAGGAAGGUCAAGGUGUGGAUGGCCCAAGCGCGGAGGGCGUUCCGGUGAUCGACCUCACGGAGGUGAGCAGCGAUGAGGAGGAGGAGGUCAGGUGGGUGGGGCAGUACUCGUCGACCCAGAGCAUCCUGCUCGUCGGCGAUGGCGACUUCUCCUUCUCCUUGGCGCUCGCCACCGGCUUCGGCUCGGGCGCCAACCUCGUCGCCACUUCUCUCGACUCCUGCGACACCCUGAAGAAGAAGUACAGCGGAGCAGAAUCCAAUUUGGCAGAACUGAGAAAAAUGGGGGCGGUAACUUUGCAUGGAGUCAAUGCAAAAACGAUGAAGCUACACACUGAUCUCAAGAUGAGGCGGUUUGACAGGGUUAUUUUCAACUUCCCCCAUGCUGGGUUCAAAGGGAAAGAAGACCAACCACAUAUGAUCAACUCACACAGGAAACUUGUGAAAGACUUCUUCUGCAGUGCAAGUCUCCUGCUCCGACCUGAUGGGGAGGUUCAUGUAAGCCACAAGACGAAGAACCCAUACAGAAAAUGGAACCUUGAAGAGCUCGCCUCAGUGUACGCUCUCUUUCUGGUUGAGCAAGUUGACUUCCGCAUCCAGGAUUAUCCUGGCUACAGCAACAAAAGGGGGGACGGGCUGCAGUGUGACCAGCCUUUUCUGCUAGGCAACUUGUAAGUUAUUAUCAUAUGAGAUAUAGACAGGUAAAUAGACAACUCAUACAGUGGACCGUCUAUUUGACUGUCUAUGAACUAUUUAAUGUGAUUAUACAUCUAGGAUCCAUCGUGAA
This is a messenger RNA of Sorghum bicolor (sorghum), 1084 nucleotides long. RefSeq names its product heavy metal-associated isoprenylated plant protein 41. NCBI's taxonomy places the organism in Eukaryota, Viridiplantae, Streptophyta, Magnoliopsida, Poales, Poaceae. Gene Ontology annotation, biological process: rRNA base methylation. The record is from RefSeq and is a predicted model, not a curated record. Gene Ontology annotation, molecular function: rRNA (uridine-N3-)-methyltransferase activity. The transcript is spliced from 3 exons. The coding region runs from base 1 to 972 and encodes 323 amino acids. Gene Ontology annotation, cellular component: cytoplasm.